Messenger RNA from Capra hircus (goat), 1790 nucleotides. RefSeq names its product tripartite motif containing 15 (gene TRIM15). The record is from RefSeq and is a predicted model, not a curated record. Bases 143 to 1528 code for a protein of 461 amino acids. NCBI's taxonomy places the organism in Eukaryota, Metazoa, Chordata, Mammalia, Artiodactyla, Bovidae. Gene Ontology annotation, molecular function: zinc ion binding; protein binding. The transcript is spliced from 7 exons.
UGUCCGGACACCCCUGCCUUCCCCUCUCUCAGCCUCCCAUUCCUUUCCUCUGUGACUCAUGUAAAGUGACUCAGUUUCAGGGAAAGAGGGUUCAUGUGGACUGAGCAGAGGCCUGAGAGGACGGGCUGGGGAAGACACCGUGAUGCCCACGACCCCCUCCCACAAAGCAGCUGCCUGUUCCAAGUGCAAAGGGCCCCUGGAGGAUGCAGUGACCGCCGCCUGCGGACACACCUUCUGCCGGCUGUGCCUUCCUCCGCCCUCCCAGAUGGGGGCCCAGCCCUCCGGCAGGGUCCUUCUCUGUGCCCUCUGCGAGGAGAAGGAGCCGAGCGAGACCCUCCUGGUCCCCGUGCCCUUGGGCCCUCUCGGGGAGACUUACUGCGAGGAGCAUGGCGAGAAGAUCUACUUCUUCUGCGAGAAUGACGCUGAGUUCCUCUGCGUGUUCUGCCGGGAGGGUCCCUCCCACCAGGCCCACGUCGUGGGCUUCCUGGAUGAGGCCAUCCAGCCUUACCGGGACCGUCUCAGGAGUCGGCUGGAAGCUCUGAGCACAGAGAGAGAUGAGAUUGACAACAUGAAGAGCCGGGAAGCCCAGAAGCUCCAAGUGCUCCUGACUCAGAUUGAAAGCAAGAAGCAGCAGGUGGAAGCGGCUUUUGAGAGGCUGCAGCAGGAGCUGGGGAAACAGCAGCACCUCCUGCUGGCCAGGCUGACGGAGCUGGAGCGGCAGAUAUGGAAGGAGAGGGAUGAGUAUCUCUCCAAACUCUCUGAGGAAGUGGCCCGGCUGGGAGCCCAGGUCAAGGAGCUGGAGGAGAAGUGUCAGCAGCCAGCAAGUGAGCUUCUGCAAGAUGUCAGAGUCAACCAGAGCAGGUGUGAGAUGAAGACUUUUGUGAGUCCAGAAGCCAUUUCUCCUGACCUUGUCAAAAAGAUCCGCGAUCUCCACAGGAAAAUACUCACCCUCCCAGAGAUGAUGAGGGUGUUCUCUGAAAAUCUGGUGCAUCAUCUGGAAACAGAAUCAGAGGUCGUCACUCUGGACCCUCAGACCGCCAGCCGGAGGCUGGUCCUCUCCGAGGACAGGAAGUCUGUGAGGUACACCCGGCAGAAGCAGAACCUGCCCGACAGCCCCCUGCGCUUCGAGGGUCUCCCGGUGGUGCUGGGGUCCCCCGGCUUCUCCUCGGGGCGCCAUCGCUGGCAGGUGGAGGUGCAGCUGGGGGACGGCGGCGGAUGCACGGUGGGGGUGGUCGGGGAGGAGGUGAGAAGGAAGGGGGAGCAGGGCCUGAGCGCCGAGGAGGGCGUCUGGGCGGUGGUCCUCUCCCACCAGCAGUGCUGGGCCAGCACCUCGCCGGGGACCGACCUGCCGCUGAGCGACAUCCCGCGCCACGUGGGCGUCGCCCUGGACUACGAGGCGGGGCGCGUGGCCCUGCUGGACGCCGACACCCAGGCGCCCAUCUUCACCUUCACCGCCUCCUUCUCCGGCAAAGUCUUUCCCUUCUUCGCUGUCUGGAAAAAGGGUUCCUGCCUUACCUUGAAAGGCUGAAGCAGGCCGUCCAGUGGGCAGUGCGGCGCCCGGGGAUCCAGCGCCGACCCCUAGACGAUUCGUUAGGACACGGGAUCUCCGAGUCCCUAUAGUUUUGUAAUUUUUUUCAUUUUAUUUAUCGUAUGUCUUUCAACUCCCAGAAGUCCCUGGUCACCCGGCUGACGCUCCUGCCUUCUGUGCACCCUCGAGGGGAGAACCAGAGAUAGGCAGGUUGCUACCAGGGCAACCAAGUGGAGUAGUCAGUGGGUUUUGGGGGGUGAAA